This is a messenger RNA of Pocillopora meandrina, 2002 nucleotides long. The record is from the annotation of a GenBank genome assembly. Lineage: Eukaryota; Metazoa; Cnidaria; Anthozoa; Scleractinia; Pocilloporidae.
AUGCCUUUGCUUACUACUGAUAAUGAGCUUCUCCCCUUCAAUUUUUCACCACAUGAAUGCGGGCUGAUACGAAUAUAUCUAUUAUUUCAGGUUUCAAUUGUUGUUUCCUUCUUUAUUUUCAGUCGACAGAUGCCGUCGCAGUUUGCUACAGAAAGAGACUGGAAUCUAUUUCACCUGCUCAGAAAUUCUGUACUUGCAAUGGUAUGAGAACUGGCUAAUUAAUUACUGAUUAACUUGUCUUGAAACUUGAACUAUUUGACUUACACUUAACUUCAGACACCUUUUUUGUACUUUAGUUUCCGAGAAAACUAGACCUUUUUCUUUCUCUUGCAAACUAAGGAUCAUCAAGGUCACUGUUGUUAAAAAAAUUUAGCUACUUAAUAUGUAAGGGGAGGAUUUACCAAAUUUGAAUUAUUUCUUUUGUUCAUGCUCUCUGUGACAUUCUCUCCUCUGUUUGGUUCUGUUAUUCAAAACAGUUUGUGGAAAGGAUGACAAAAUGUAAUUUGAAUUUGGGUGCUACCCAAAGGUAGGCUCCCCACUUCAAUAUUUAAGUAUUGCCUGCUUAUAUAUAUGCUGCUGAUAUAUUCUGAGUUCAUCCCCAAGGUUGUCUUCUCUAUCCCAUGUGUUCUCCGAGUGAAAUUCUUUUUCUAAAUUGGAGAAAAUAUAUCUAUGUUGCUUUAAUUUAUCAUGAAUUCUAGUCACAGAUCUUCUAUAGUUAUAUAUUUAGUUGUUGAAAAUGUUCAUGCAAAGCCAAUUUUUUUUUCCAGUUUUUAUCUGGCCUGCUUUUGUUGUAGGUUGGAGAAGUUGAAGAAGUAGCAGAAUUAUUGAAAGUAAAGUAUUACUGAUUUAAAGAUGGUUGUCCUGUUGUACAACAAACAUUGAUAGUUUAAACUAAUCAAGUACCUAGGUGUAAUCAUUUGUCACUUCUUCCUUUUUCAUAUUUAUAGCCAAUGGAAAGGUGAAGUAAAGGAAGGACUCCAAGGUGAGUGUAAGAAGUGUCCCUACUUUCUUUUCGUGAACAUCUCCACACUAAAAUAACUGAAAGCAACAAAACGAUAUUCCUUUCUCUUGUUAUAAAUUAUCAGCAUAGAGCCAGAUAGCUGACAAAGAACCAGAGCUUAUUCAUUCUACCUUGCAUGGAACCACUGGGCAUACUGCUACCGACUCCCCUGGAUGGGGUGCUAGUCCAUUGAAAAUAACAUCCUCCCCCUCUUCCUCCCUGCAUUUAUGAGGCUUCUCUGACUGUUCAGCUGUACCUGUUUAGACUCCUUGGUGGUGGGAUGGGGGGAGUAAGAGCACAACACAAUACCCUAGCUGGGUCUUGACCUUGGCCCUCUCACACUGGAAUCAAGGAUACUAACUGUAAGAUAGGCCAACACUUCUCUUUAUAAGGAAUAUGGCCUAUUUGUUGGUGCACUUAAAUACGAGAUGGAGAGGUCAGAACAAGAGCACAGGGCCACUCAUUAUGUUGAGUUUUUGGGCAAAACACUCAACUCUUUUAGUGCCUCUGUAGUCCUUGGAGUAGAAGUGAACAAUGACCCCAGAAAAUGAUCAGAGAAACAUAAUGGAAAGUGGGGAAUGACCUGUAAAUGAACUAACAUCAGAAAAAUUCAAAGCUAAGAUUUCAAUAAAAAAUUUAAAGAUUUAGAAUGUAUCUCAUGAGUAGUUCUUGUGUUAAAAACAGGUAGCAAGCAAAUUGAAAAGAAUUAAAGCAAAUGGUCACAACAGUUCAUCCUACUGGGUGGAUUUUGAUCCACAUCUUAGCAAAUUGUUUGUGGUUGCUUUUCUAGAUUGGUCUCCCAAAGAGAAGCAUUAUCUUGCCCAAGAACUCAGUGAUGUACUUAUUUACCUGGUAAGACUUGCAGAAAAAUUCAAUGUUUAUCUUCCCAAGGAGGUGGUGGCUAAAAUAGCACUGAAUUCCAAGAAAUAUCCUAAAGAUCUGGUAAAGAGAUCAAGCAAAAAGUAUACAGAAUACAAGGAAGUUAAUUCAUUAAAUAACUGA